AUGACGUUACUAAUUAGCGGCCGAGCCAAUAGUAGACGUCAGAUGCUCUGCACACCCACCACCUUCUCCCAGCCGUCCCCACACCGUGCUGCAUCCGGGAGGGGACUCUUGUGGGACGCGAGGAUCGACCGCAGUACUCCAAGGGCAACCGAGUACUCUAAUUUUACAAUGCAAAGAAUCCAGAAUGCUGGUUUUAGCACGGGCUCCCGCAGCGGCUGCAGCUCCUCUUCAGCCUCGAGCCGCUCCGGAAGUUCCAGCAGCUCCCCUGGCUCUCCGAGCCCUUCUUGGCGCAGGCAUGACAGCAGGCGACGUUCCCGCUCCAAAUCCAAACCACCCAAAAGAGAUGAAAAGGAAAGGAAACGGCGGAGCCCUUCCCCUAAACCCGCCAAAGUGCACGUUGGAAGGCUCACCAGGAAUGUGACCGAGGAUCACAUGGAGAUACUCUCCACCUACGGGAAAAUUAAAAUGAUUGACGUGCCUGUAGAAAGGAUGCACCCCCAUCUGUCUACAGGCUACGUAUACGCGGAGUGUGAGAAUCCAGAUGAAGCCGAGAAGGCGCUGAGGCACGCGGACGGAGGACACAUCGAUGGCCAGCAGAUCACUGCCACCGCUGUGCUGGCCCCCUGGCCUCGGCCACCCCCCAGGCGAUUCAGCCCUCCCGGAAGGAGAGUGCCGCCACCGCCUCCCAUGUGGCGCAGGCCCCCCCCACGGAGGAGGAGAAGGUCGCGUCCCCCUCGGCGCAGGUCCCCCGGCCGCCGCAGCCCCAGGAGCUGCUCCAGCUUCAACUCCUCCCGAUGCGCAGGGCCACCGAAGCUCUGCCCUGUGACUUGUAUUCCCGCCAACUCACUUUUGUCACUUUUCUAGACGAAGGAGGAUCGGUAGGAAAGAAAUCCCUUACCCGGGCAGGCCUCGAAGGUGAAGGCAGUAAUUGCCACGUUUCCCCUGGAGGCAGAGUUCCGGCUGCAGGAGCGUCGUUGGUUUGGGGGCGUGCUUAUAAAGAUGCCCUCCAGUCUUCUGGCUAGAAAGCUUCCGCGUUUCUAGUUCCUGACAGGCAGUUUAGUGGCAGAGCCCGCAGGGAUGAGCAGGGGGCUCCAGGAGGUGGUACAGCCCCAGCCUGGGAGCAUGUUUUCCCAUUCCACAGACGACCUGGGUCCCAUCUGGUGGCCUGCUCGUGCCCUAACCUGUUGGCCUGCAGGGUCCCACAGGAAAGGUGUGCUUUUACGCAGCUGCCGUUCUUGUUAGCCUGGCCGUGCUCCCCUGCAUGAGUCCUUUUCUGACCUCUAGGGCCAAAUACCCAAAACGGUUCUUUUCACGUGUACUCAUGUCGUACACACACACACACACACACACACACACACACACACACACACACCCAUACCCAUGUCUCCCUUUCUCUCUGAAACUGGUAAGUUGAGAGUCAACUCUGUCGGGUCAUCACAGAACCCCCCCGCCCCCCGCUGCGUUGUGUUGGUAUACAUGGUGGUCAUGCAGGUUACCUUGGCAACGUGUACAUUGUUUUUUUGGCUUUUAUUGUACAGUCAGUACUAUACAUUUUCUCUUUGGAGUUUUGUAACUUUGUAGCAUUUUAGAUAAUAUUGUGUUUGUACCUUGUUGUGUAGAGAAAAGAAUUGUGUUGAAUAAACCUAGGAUUAGAGUGCAGCUC
Messenger RNA from Orcinus orca (killer whale), 1663 nucleotides. Its product is annotated as RNA-binding protein with serine-rich domain 1-like. Gene Ontology annotation, biological process: mRNA splicing, via spliceosome. Gene Ontology annotation, cellular component: cytoplasm; ASAP complex; nucleoplasm. Lineage: Eukaryota; Metazoa; Chordata; Mammalia; Artiodactyla; Delphinidae. The record is from RefSeq and is a predicted model, not a curated record. Gene Ontology annotation, molecular function: RNA binding.